CAUGGACACUUUUUUACUUUUUGAAUAAAACACGAUGGUGAUCCCGCAGGAGGUUCUUUCAAAAGCCGAAGAAAUAGCAGAUCAGGUUAUACGUAGUGGGAAGCAUAUAUUACCAACUCUUGCACGAUUGUGUCUUAUAUCUACAUUUUUGGAAGAUGGACUUCGAAUGUGGUUUCAAUGGAACGAACAAAAAGAAUAUAUGGAUAUGUCUUGGGGUUGUGGAAAAUUCUUAGCUCAUGUAUUCGUCUUUGUUAAUUUAAUUGGACAACUCGGAGGAUGUGUUAUGGUCAUUGCAAGAUGGAAAGUCAACAUAGCUUGUGGAGUUCUAUUUUUCAUAUUGGUUUUACAGACAUUUGCCUAUAGUAUUUUAUUUGAUAUGCAAUUCCUGUUCAGGAAUUUAGCACUCAUAGGUGCAUUACUUCUGGUUUUGGCUGAAUCCAGAAUUGAAGGAAGAUCAUUGUUUGCUGGAGUUCCUUCACUUGGUGAUAAUAAACCUAAAAAUUUAUUACAACUUGCUGGAAGAAUUCUUUUAGCAUUUAUGUUUAUAACUUUAAUUCGCUUUGAAGUAUCAUUCCUUCAAAUUUUACAAGAUAUUGUGGGAAGUAUUUUAAUGUUAUUGGUGACUGUUGGAUAUAAAACUAAACUUAGUGCUUUGCUUUUGGUACUUGUACUUUCUGCAUUGAAUGUUUAUCACAAUGCAUGGUGGACUAUUCCAGACCAUAAACCAUUACGAGAUUUUCUUAAAUAUGACUUUUUCCAGACAUUAUCAGUAAUUGGUGGCCUUUUAAUGCUGGUAUCUUUGGGUCCUGGAGGUGUAUCAAUGGAUGAGCACAAGAAAGAGUGGUAGACAUUUAAUAAACUACCAUCAAAUACACCAUUACAUUAUCACACAUGUAAAGCCAAACUUUCACCCAUUCCUACUUCAUCGUACGUUCGAUCGAUUUUUAAAUGGGAUUAUCGCAUGCUGAAUGAACAGCUCCAAAAAAAAAAAAGGUGUAAUAUAAACUAUUCAGUUAAAAUAGACAAAAUUGUCAGAACAAAUUUCAAAAUCAACAACGCAUAAAAACAUAUGAAUAUAAUAACAGAUAUAUGAAGACAGAGUGAAUUUUAAAAGAUGAUAUUAUGUCCAUAAAGCAGAGUCUGAAAAUUAAAAAGAAAAAAAA
Messenger RNA from Polistes dominula (European paper wasp), 1163 nucleotides. It is a transcript of the gene Surf4, whose product is annotated as Surfeit locus protein 4. Lineage: Eukaryota; Metazoa; Arthropoda; Insecta; Hymenoptera; Vespidae. The record is from RefSeq and is a predicted model, not a curated record. Gene Ontology annotation, cellular component: endoplasmic reticulum; membrane; endoplasmic reticulum-Golgi intermediate compartment. Gene Ontology annotation, biological process: Golgi organization.